GAUUAUUAUUUUGUUCACUUUUGCAUCGAGCGGAACCAAGUACCAAGGUUAUCUUUGGAGUUCAGACUAUCAAUACGGUAUUUCCGUUUAGGGGCAUAUAAAGGUGACCACGUCUCAUAUGAAACCAAGCUGGAUACCUCACAUCCUAAAAAUUCGUGCAUACCAAUUGAUUUCCCGCUUCCACUUGAUGGACCUAGUAGCGAGAAUGACAAAAUUCAACUUUUUCGCUUUAUCGGAUCAAUUCCGAGAUGGGAGGGUUACGUUCUAUUAUUUAUUGUGGUCAGUAACAUUGAAUAUAAAAGAGCCGACGCGAAUCUUGAGCUGUUCUUAGACGAAUGGAAUAACAUUCGACAGGAAGUUCAAUCCUUGUACGGGGGAGGGGGUGCAAGCCCAUUCCAAUAUGCGCACUGCGUUAAAAUCAUGGAAAGCUACAAGGCGUAUCGAGAGGAUGAUAAGGUCGAUGAGAUUGGCCUGCUAAUCGAAAGUAUGUCCAACGAUCUUAAAUACCAUUCAAUAACGAGUCUACCAAAUCUAAUUGAUCACCUAAAGAAUCUCACCUCUUUCCAAAGACAAUUGUUACGCUCGAUGUGCAUAUCGAGAGUGAGAUCAUUUUCCGAAUAUGCAAUCUACGUUUCCCGCUGGAAAGACAAGUCGAACGCAGAGAAGAUUGCCCAUUACGAGAAACAGGAGAAGGAGAAGAUUGAAAUCCUCGAAUUCAAGAAUCAACAACAGAUCGAUGAAAUUGAGGCGCUCCGGGCGGAUAAGGAGGAACAGGGGAGAAAACUCGACAGCCUGGAAUCCGAAAAUAAAGAACUCACAAAUGAAAUCAAAACCCUUAAGGCAAAUAAAGAAAAGGCUGAGCAAGCGCUUAAAGAGAAAAUUGAGUUGGAGAAAAAGAUACUCGAAUGCAUUAGCGCAAAGGAUCGCGAUGCGAUAAAAAAACACAAUACCUUUCAAUCAGAGAGGCCACACAAUAAAAAGUUCAAUGGGAAACAAGAAGUCGCGAGCGCCUUCCACAAGGAAGGUGAAAGGUUGAAGCUCGAAGUGGCAAAGUGUCAUGCGGUAUGGGGUUGUGUCGCGAAUUUGGAAUGGUGUGACGAAGAUCCUACCAACCCGGCGCAACUGACCAGAGAGAUCGAGAAACUCCAACGAGACCUGGCAAACCUCACAAUGAUCAAGGGCAAGGAGGUGAAAAUUCACCAAGAUGCGGUUUCCGAACUCUUUGAACGUUACAAGUGCAAAACGUCGACCAGCGAUAAGACGAUGAAGUGUGUAUUGAGUGCAGUUUUACAGCGACAUACGCUGGAGCUCAUCAUUCAACACUCGGAGAAAUAUCUCAAUUGUUCGAAUGGUUUGAACGGCAUUAUGGACAUACCGGAAGAAAGACUUGAGCUCGGUGUGAAAUCACGCGUGAACGAUUUGUGCAAUUUGAUGAAAAGAUUCUGCGAGUCCACAAGUGGUGGAGACGAACUCUCGCGUGUCCCACCAAUAAGACUACGUCAGCAAGUCUAUGCGAUACUAAGCAACAGGGUUUUCGCCAGUCAAAAUCAUCCGUUCAUUCAAGAGAUCGUCAGAGAUCUGUUAACAUCCAUGGACAAAUUUAGAACAAUUGAAUCGAAGGAAAGAAAGGAAAAAUUUAAUUCCAAAGCAGCCUCCCUGGUUCAACAAGUUAUAAAUAUUUUUUGUUUUAGAUUAAAUACACAGGAGCCGGUACCUGCGUUUAAAUUUUAUGAGAGCGGUAGGCAAAUAGACGCAAGGGUGAUGGAGGGAGUUUGGAAUGGUAGCCCUGAAAAUUUUGAAAUAGAAGUCUGCGCGUUUCCUGUGGUGACGGUUAUGAAGGAGGACGGUGACGAGAGGAUACUCACCAAAGCUCGGGUUUUAGUCCGAUAA
This is a messenger RNA of Acaulospora colombiana, 1890 nucleotides long. The record is from the annotation of a GenBank genome assembly. Lineage: Eukaryota; Fungi; Glomeromycota; Glomeromycetes; Diversisporales; Acaulosporaceae.